AUGGCGAAUCAGAAUUCACCUGUCUUGCUCGCCGAGACCAAUGACGUUAGACCAUUCGCUCGGCUCCUUCGGGGCAUAGGCCUGAAGCAUAAUGCUGUGAUGGAAAUCACUGAUGCUGGUUUCGCUGUUACCGUUGAAGAAGUAAGAACUUUAUGUGCAAUAGCAUGGGUUCCUACAAAUCUGUUCACCUCUUUCGUCUACAAUCCACCUUCUAAUCCAGCUACAUUCGAGAUCUCCCUCGAUGCCUUACUGCAAUGCCUUAACAUCUUUGGCAAUGCAGGUGCUGCCUCUGCUACUACUGGUAAUUCAGCAGGGAGGUCGAAAAGAAGAUGGGCAGGGGAGGGUGAAGCUGGUGGAGGUGAAGAAGAAGCUGAUGAAUACUCUGGCAAUGGGAGGAAAGGAAAAGAGAAACGAACGGGAAUGGUCAUGAAAUGGGAAGGUGAAGGUCACGACUUGAACGUCUUGUUGACUGAUGACAUGAGGGGGCCUACUACCACUUGCGAACUGAGAACACUAGAACCCGAGGAACUGAUGAACGCACAAUUCGAUCAGGACGACAUGGCACUAUACCUGAUCAUGAAAUCAGAAUGGUUUCGAGAUGCUUUAUUCGAUUUACCACCUUCGUGUACUAGAAUAACUCUGUUGGCUACUCCACCUAAAGAACCUGUUCCACAAGUGCAGCCGGAAGCAACUAUAUCGUCAAAUGGAAGACAUAGACACCGAGCGGAAGUGGGUCAAUUCAAGAUUCUCGCAGAAGGCGAUUUCGGUAUCACAGAGUUAGAUUAUCCAAAUGAUAAGGAAGUAUUGGAUAAGUUCGAUUGUCAAGAGAAAGUCAAAUUCAGCUACCACUCAUCACACUUCACUCUACUUCAUCGAGCAUUACAUCAGUCAGUAAAGAUAUGCUUACAAAUCGAGAAAAGUGGAUUUUUAUGCGUUCAAAUCAUGAUGCCUUUAGGCGAAGGUGUGCCAGUAGGUGGUCAUUCUGGUAUUUUAGAGUUCAAGAUGCACGCUUUGGAAGAAGCUGAUUGA
This is a messenger RNA of Kwoniella shivajii, 1029 nucleotides long. RefSeq lists its product as uncharacterized. Bases 1 to 1029 code for a protein of 342 amino acids. The transcript is spliced from 8 exons. The record is from RefSeq and is a predicted model, not a curated record. Gene Ontology annotation, cellular component: checkpoint clamp complex. NCBI's taxonomy places the organism in Eukaryota, Fungi, Basidiomycota, Tremellomycetes, Tremellales, Cryptococcaceae. Gene Ontology annotation, biological process: DNA repair; DNA damage checkpoint signaling.